This is a messenger RNA of Lepisosteus oculatus (spotted gar), 2478 nucleotides long. Its product is annotated as sialic acid-binding Ig-like lectin 5. NCBI's taxonomy places the organism in Eukaryota, Metazoa, Chordata, Actinopteri, Semionotiformes, Lepisosteidae. The record is from RefSeq and is a predicted model, not a curated record.
UACUUAAUAAACUGUAACCACUGGCCCUGAAAGUGGAACGAAUCAGUUGGCAUCAACAGUCCCUCUUCUCCUUUACUUCAGAAGGAGGAAACACUGCCCACGUAUCAUACAUAUACAGUUCUCAGAUUCUCACACUUACAUAUCCUGAAUGUCAACUGUACUACAGUUUUAAUAAAUGAAAAAAAAAAUCUGCCAUACAUGCUGUUUCCAGACAGAAGUUCUUCAGGUUCUAAUGUCUUCUGGAUGAGUGGCAUCAGAAAAUUCUUCAAUGGAAAUAUGGUUUCCUUAACUUAUUGCAGAGGAAAAUUUAGUUUUAUUUUAAUGAAGAUGUAUAAAAUCAAGUCUGCAUCUAGGUUAUCAUUUGUGUCGUUUGUUAUAUUCCUUUAUGUUGACACUUCUUAUUUCAAAGCCUUUUAUUGUCUUUGUAACUGAAACAGGCACCAUUUCACAAUUUGGCUAUUUCAAAAUAAAUUGGUCUCCAUUGAGAACGUGGACAUCACUAGGAUUGUACCAAGAAGAAAACAGUUACUACAUGAAAACCAUGUGAGUAUAACAUCCUAAGAGUGAUAAACACCAGAGUGAGUGGUGUAGGGAUGAUGGUUCAAGAGACCAGUCAGAAAUGCUUGGUGUUUCACAAGUCGUUUCUGCUACAGAAAUGAGGUUCCUCUUCAUACAGUAUCUCAGCUCUUGUGAAUCAGCUAUGGGACAAGCCACAAGGAUUUCAGCAGUAUCUUUUCUUCUAACAGGCUUGUCACUAUGUGCCUUUUGUCAAAUAUGGCACAUCAGUAUGCCAGAGAAAGUCUUUGCUGUGGAAGGCUCCUGUGUUGUCAUCCCCUGUCAAUUUUACUACUCUGGUCCCAGAAGAACAAUUACCAGUGUGGUGUGGUACACAGCACAGCAGGAGAAGGUGUAUGACAGCAGGAACACAGAAGCAGUGAGCUCCAAUUUCAAAGGCCGAACCCAUUUCCUUGGGAACUUGACCCAAAAUAACUGCACUUUGAGAAUUGAUAAAACGACACCCUCGGAUCAUCUAAAAAGGUUUUCCAUUUUGAUAUGCUUAGAUGACAUACAAAACAUUACCGUGAAGAGCUCAACACUAAAUGUUUCAGAUGGAAUAGGUGUACCCAGGAUAUCUACAACAACAGGUUUAAGGGAAGGUGUCCCCAGUACUAUCACCUGCAGUGUGGUUCAUGGUUGUCCUACCUCUCCACCUUCCCUGCAAUGGAUCUCUCACAGUAUGGUCAGUGUCCACCACAAGGAAUUAUCUUCAGGCAUUUGGGAGACGACGGCAACCCUAACCUUCAUCCCAUCCUUCAGUGACCACAGAAAAAAACUGCAAUGUGUCGCUACUCUUUAUGCAGGAAAGAAUGCAUCAGCAGCCAUUGACUUGACUGUUGAAUAUAAGCCCCGUAUAUUUCCUAACUCUAGUUGCACUGUGUAUGGGGACAUGGUGAGAUGUGAGUGUUGGGGGGUUUCAAGCUCUCCAGUGGAUUUUGAGUGGGAUGUAGGAGCAAACCGUAGUUUGGCAGAGUUCAACCACAGCAGUGCAAUUCAUGAUCAUCAAAUUAGAGGAUUCCUCAUAGGGAGAACAGGAAUUGAGGAUAAUAUCUCCUGCUCCUCUGCGAACCAGUUUGGAAAUGUUUCUUACUUCCUCACUGUAUUUAAAGGUCGGAGUAGAGAUGAGCAGUCAGUGCAAUGGUGGAUAGCUGCACUGGUAACACUUGUUAUUGUGCUUGUUUUGACUGCUAUCCUAGCAUUCACAUGGAGAAGAAUUCACACCUGGGAGGUGAGAGAUCUAGUGUCUGAGCAAGAUGAAAUAAGUCAUCCUCCAAUCAUGAGGCCUGUAAUGACAAGAGUGUCACCACCCCCAACAUGCAUCAGUGUUUCUGCCAGGGAGACCUUCCACAGCAACUCAGCUGGAGAGAAGUUAUUUCAAAGUCGACCCACAACUAUCGGCAUUGUUUGGCAAAAGGAGGACGAUGAAGAACAAGAAAAAAGGACAUCUAAAUGUGAAAGGAGGAUGACUCACAACACACAGAGUCAGUCCAGUGAGGAGGUGGAUGCCGAUAAUAUAUAUAUGGAAAUGCAUGGACAGCUAAAUGAGCAACGUUGCAAAGAGGAUGACGAUGAUGUUUAUGAAGAAUUCCAUGUCACUAAGGACUGUAAAGACACUGACUCUCAAGGAAAGAGGCUCUCAAAUCUUUCAAUAGUGGGAACUCCAUAGCAGCUGUUUUCUCAUAAUGUCAUAAUGUUAACCUACUCAAACUCUAGGUAGUUAAUAACAGCUAAUAACAGUUAAUAACAUAAGGAUGCUGAACACGGAUAUUUGUUGCUGGAUGUUUGAAGUUUCUAAGAAAUUAAGGCAGACAGUAAAGACCACCACUCAAAUUCUGCAAUAAAACAGAUAGAACAAGAACAAGAAACGAUAACGUUUUUGGUCACAUGUUUAAUUAAAAUGGUUUUUCAAACAUUUCAGGU